AUACUAAGUACAAACUAUCUAGUGGUUAUGGGUUAAUUAUAUUUUUAUUCUUCAAAAAGUAUGAGUUUUGUGUUUUGGUUUUCAAUGUAUAAAAAUGUUUUACUAAUGUUUAAAUUGUGUCAAUUUGAUUCUCAAUGUAUAAAAAGUGUUUUAAUUUUUAAUCUCCCAAUUUAACUCAGUUAAAAGAUAUUGGCAGACUAAAUUAAAGCAUUUUGAGAUCAAAAAUGUUAUUAACAAAGUGGUUAUUUCUGAGAAGCAAAGAAUGGUAGCUAAAAAACAGAGGAGGACGGUGAAGACAAAGCUAAGAAACAAGGCCUCCCUAUAAAAAAAAUGCACAUAAGGGCCUUAUAAGCACUAUGAGAAAGUGAGGUAUGUGAAAGUGAAUACAAAAAUGAUAAUGAAGAAAGAGAGAGAUUGUAGACAGCGUGUGAUUGUAGUAUUGGAUGGAAUCAAGGCUUCCACAGAGAAGAGAGGGGUUGCACCGCUAAGGUAUGCUCUGCGCGAGGUGGUUGGGCCGAGGGAUGAACUUCUGGUGAUUCUUGCUGUACACAAUUCAGAAUGUAAUGAAGUAAAAGGAGGCUGUUAUUGCAUGGGAGAUGAACAAGGAUUUGAUGAGCAAUUUUCAAGUGAAGGAGGAGAAGAUUCUUACAUUAAGUUUCUCCAAGAAGAGAUGUGUCAAAGAAAGGAAGCUUUUGCCAACAUCUUCAGACCUUACUAUGAUAUAUGCAAAACCAAUGGUGUGAAGUUUCAGGUGAAGAUAGUCACCAUCUUCGAACCAAAGGCCUUACUAGUGGAUGAGGCAAACUAUGUUGACGCCACUUUGAUUGUUAUGGAUAGGUGCUUUGCUAGGGACCAAAGUUUCCAACUCUGUCAAAUCCAAUACAAUGUGACUUUGGUGAGUGGUGAUGGGGACAUUGUAGCACACAAGACCUUGCCUCUAAGAGUAUCAGAAACCUCAUCUUCAAAGCAAUCUGAUGAUAAAGGAUUAAUCUCACCACAUGAGUCCCAUUUUCAUUUCAACUUUCCAAAUCCUAAAACCAAAUCUCAACCCUUCCUUCCAUAUCAUGCUAGUACAAGCAAACAAGGUGAAAAUCAUCCAAUAAUGUUCGAGUCAUCAAGCAAAAACAAGACCUUAAGCGAUGAUCAUAAUAUUUCAUCCGUGGGAUUUUCUGAGGUCAAUCUUGUGAUGAGAAUGCCGUUGCAACUGAGCUGGGAAAUGGUGAAAGAAAUAACAGGUGGAUUCACAAGAAUGACGUGUUUUGAUGAGAAUGAGAAUUUUAAGACAUAUUGUGGGUAUUUGAGUGACCAUCACUCCCAAGUUUUGGUAAGAAGAUUCACUGGGCAGUUGGAUUGUGUUCUUAAAGCAGAAAAGAAAGCAGCUUUGUUUAUGCAUCAUAAGAAUAUAUUGGGGUUGAGUGGUUACUACAAGGGCAAAAAUGGUACAGUUCUUGUCUACCCUUUUACCCGAAGAUGGACACUAGAUAGAUUUCUCCAUGACUCAAAGGGAAAACAACGAACCAAGAUGACAUUUCAAGAGAAAAUAAAGAUAGCAAUAGGAAUCGGUGAAGGUGUUCGUUACAUGCAUGAAGAAUGUCCUCGAGGCCCCAUUGUUCAUGGUGACUUAAGGCCGUGCAACAUUUUUCUGAAUUUUGACUUAGAGCCGCAGAUCACUGGCUUUGGUAAUGCUACAUGGCUGCAUCUAAAACAAGGGUUACCAAUUUCCAGUAACAGGUUCUGGCACACAGAUCCUUCAGACCAUGAAUCAUUGGCUUUAUUAAAAUUCGAUAUGAUUCACUUUGGAAUUCUACUCCUAAGGCUCUUUUGCAGAAGAUCUGCUCCGCGAGAUGACAAAAUUUUUGUAGAUUGGGCUCGACCAUUGUUGCUACAAAGAGCAUUCCAUAAGUUGCUAGACGAAGACAUGGAAGACCUGGACGUGUACGGAAUAUUUAGAGUGAUGUGUGUUGCAUCUCAGUGCAUAAAUACUAAGCCUAUUUCACGACCUAGUAUGAGCGAGAUAAUUUCAGUUCUCAAGGGAGAAACUUCAUGUGCUAUGCAAUUAUCCCCUUCAUCAGAAGGCAGCCCAAAUAUGGACUUUAGUGGCUCAUCAAUUGGUAGACUUGUGUGUAAUUUAACCUCAGAGUUGUCACUUUCAGAAUAGCUUAGGUGUGGUACCCAAAAAAACGUGCAGAAAAAAAAAUUAAAAAUAAGGAAAUAUAGAUGUAUAGAAGAAGGGAAUAUCUUUGGGAUCUCUCCUAAUUCUUUUUUUAACUGGCUAGCCAGAUAUUUGCUUUCUUUGAAAUAGUACUGAUUAGAUAAUUUUCUAUGGCAAUAAACUACUAUGUUUGUUGUCAUGUCAGGAAAAUCUUCAUAUCAUCAUCUUGUUCUCCUUUUCUUCUUCGUCAUGAAUAUAUAUAAAUACCAGUUGUGCUUCAUAUUCAAAAAAAUUACUCAUAAUUUAAAUAUUU
Messenger RNA from Camellia sinensis, 2465 nucleotides. NCBI's taxonomy places the organism in Eukaryota, Viridiplantae, Streptophyta, Magnoliopsida, Ericales, Theaceae. The record is from RefSeq and is a predicted model, not a curated record.